Messenger RNA from Triticum turgidum subsp. durum (durum wheat), 921 nucleotides. NCBI's taxonomy places the organism in Eukaryota, Viridiplantae, Streptophyta, Magnoliopsida, Poales, Poaceae. The record is from the annotation of a GenBank genome assembly.
AUGUCCCUCGUCCGCCGCCGCCUCCUCUCCACCGCGGCGGCGGUUGCCGCUGCUCGCGGCCCACCGCCGGUUCGCGUCGCCUUGACGGACUCAGCCGGCCGUGGAGUCUUCGCUACCCGCCCCAUCGCCAACGGCGAGGUCCUCCACUCGGCGCAGCCUCUCGUCACCCAUCCGUCCCGCUCUCUCUUCCACGAGGUGUGCUACCGCUGCCUCAGGAGGAAAGCGGGGAAGGGCGGCGACUCCAGAGGGGACUGCUACUUCUGCAGCGACGCGUGUCGGGAGCAUGCCGAGGGAUUCCAUGGCAUUGAAAAGAAGGCGGAUUGGUCUUUGUUAGAUGACCACUGUAGUUCACGUGGUCUCAAGUACCCAUACAUGGUCAAGCGGCUAGCUUGCAUGGUUAUAUCAGGAGAUGUUGGUGCAGAUUGUCUUGACAUUCUUCAGCCAGCCCAAUUGCACCAGGGUACACUUAUUGAGAUGGAAGAGGAGUUUGAAUUGUUGAAGUCCACUUUUAGGAAGGCAGGGUUUCAGGAAGAACUCACAACUUUAUUAGUUUUGACCAAACAAUGGUACAUCAAUGUACUUGCAAGAAUACGUGUAAAUGCAUUCCGUAUUGAAUUGGUUGCAAGUUCAUAUGAGGAUCUUCUAUCCUCAGCAGUAGCGUCGGUAACAUGUGAUGCAUCAGUUGGCAAUGCUGUAUAUAUGCUCCCCUCGUUCUACAACCAUGACUGUGAUCCAAAUACUCACAUAGUUUGGCUUGAAAACGCAGACGCUAAAUUGACGACCCUUCGUGAUAUUGACGAAGGUGAAGAGCUGCGCAUCUGCUACAUUGAUACAAGCAUGGAUGUGAACGCCAGGCAGAAGAUUCUCACUGAAGGAUUUGGCUUCCAGUGCCGUUGCCAACGGUGCUUAUCUGGGGACUAA